GAAUCUUAUUCUCGGAAACAAUCAGUAAUCCAACACUUACAGUCUCACUGACACUGUUUUGUCGUUGAUCCUUGUUCUAUAGUGUAAGAGAAAUGGCGAUGAUCCCCAGUUUCUUUGGAAAUCGAUGGAGCAGCGUCUUCGAUCCUUUCUCUCUCGAUAUUUGGGAUCCCUUCAAGGACUUCCCUUUCCCUUCCUCACUCACCACGAAUACAUCUGAAACCUCAGCUUUUGCCAAUACCCGUAUCGACUGGAAGGAAACCCCUGAAGCUCAUGUGUUCAAGGCUGAUCUUCCAGGGCUCAAGAAAGAAGAAGUGAAAGUUGAGAUUGAAGAUGACCGGGUGCUUCAAAUAAGCGGAGAAAGGAAAAUAGAAAAGGAAGACAGGAACGACACCUGGCACCGCGUGGAGCGGAGUAGUGGCAAAUUCUCGCGGAGUUUUAGGUUGCCGGAGAAUGUGAAGAUGGAUCAAGUUAAGGCUUCCAUGGAAAAUGGGGUUCUUACUGUUACUGUUCCCAAGGUGGAAGUGAAGAAACCUGAUGUCAAAGCUAUUGAGAUUUCUGGUUAGAAGACCGAAGGGCUUGAAGGGUACUGUUAUUAUAACUUACUUUUGUGUGUCUGCUUGUCUUCAAGUUUGAAAUGCCUUCAACAAGAAUAAACAUGGUGGGAUUGAUGUUAUAGUUAAGUUAUGGUUUGUGAUAUUAUAAUAUUACAGAGUUUUUAUCAAUAAUGUAAAAUUGUUCCUUCCUUUUAUUCACUCUGCUCUUUUUGAAUUCAGCUGCUCUAUUCAAAUCAUCUAUUUUAACCAUUUCAAAUUCAUUUUAGUAAUGGAGAUACAUU
This is a messenger RNA of Durio zibethinus, 835 nucleotides long. The record is from RefSeq and is a predicted model, not a curated record. NCBI's taxonomy places the organism in Eukaryota, Viridiplantae, Streptophyta, Magnoliopsida, Malvales, Malvaceae.